Molecule: messenger RNA, 651 nt
Organism: Ectocarpus sp. CCAP 1310/34
Lineage: Eukaryota; Phaeophyceae; Ectocarpales; Ectocarpaceae
Source: the annotation of a GenBank genome assembly
AUGGACACAAGUGGGGCCUCACCAGAGUGCCCACUUCUGUCCGACAUCGCGGUGGGUAUACCCACCGGCGCCAACUAGACUAUGGAAGCCCUCUACACUGUCUGGGUGAGCGGAAAGUCCAGGGUUGUGGUGGCUAUGUCCUACCACCGGAGGUUGGCUAUUUCCUUCGGUACAAUGUGGCGAGGAAUGCCAAGCGUGACCGAGCGAACUCAGUCAAGCUAGGGUGGUGCGGAGAGUGGGCGAGCCUUCGUGGACCCAUUUCCCAUUCUCCCCUGUAAGGUAAACUACGCGGNGUGGUACCCUACUACACACGAAAUUCCCAACACGUAUCCCCUGGGAUCCUCACGACCAGAUACUGCUGCGAGUAUAUCUAACAUCCCCCCUGCUCGCAACAGUCUCUCACUGAAAACUUCGCUAACACCCGAUAUCUCAACCAAAAGACGUCUUUCCCAGACGAUAUGCCACCAAGACUUUACCAGAAUAACAUAAGAGAAAGAAAAACAAUUCAAAGGAAUAUGAAUGCUGCAUCGCGCGUAACAAAUACUUGGCGCGGGAAAUGAAAGAAAACGGGAAACAAAACGAGAAGCAAAACAAAAACCAAAACACAACCUAUCAGAAAAACAAUAAAAUGUGCAUCCCAAAUUCAUCACA